This is a messenger RNA of Dromiciops gliroides (monito del monte), 585 nucleotides long. RefSeq names its product rho-related GTP-binding protein RhoF-like. Gene Ontology annotation, molecular function: GTPase activity; GTP binding. Lineage: Eukaryota; Metazoa; Chordata; Mammalia; Microbiotheria; Microbiotheriidae. The record is from RefSeq and is a predicted model, not a curated record. Gene Ontology annotation, biological process: small GTPase-mediated signal transduction; cell migration. Bases 1 to 585 code for a protein of 194 amino acids. The transcript is spliced from 2 exons.
AUGUCUUCCCAGAAUCUUUUCCGUCAGCAACCUGAAGUGGGAUUGGCCUCUUCUAUCUUGACUCUGGAAGCUAGAAGCCGGAAGUGCCAGACCUGCCAGGGGGCCUUUCUGGAGCACUAUGCCCUUUCAGUCUUCGAAAAGUAUACAACCAACAUGACCCUGGGCAGCAAGGAGGUGAUCCUGAACCUCUAUGAUACAACAGGUCAGGAAGACUAUGACCACCUUCGUCCACUAUCAUACCAGAACACUCACUUAGUCCUGAACCCCAUCAGCUAUGACAAUGUGCUCAUUAAGUGGUACCCUGAAGUCAUUCACUUCUGCCAUGGGACACCCAUGGUUCUCAUUGGCUGCAAGACCAACUUGGAAAAGGACAAGGAGCAGUUGCGGAAGCUCCGAGCGGAUGACCUAGAACCCAUCACCUAUGCCCAGGGUGAGAGUGCCUGCUGGCAGAUGAAGGCAGCUCUGUACCUGGAGUGUUCAACCAAGUUCUGGGAGAACGUGGAUGACAUGUUCCAAGAAGCCACCAAGGUUGCCCUCAAGAAGGCCCAACAAAAGAAGAAAUGGCAUAUCUGUCUGCUGCUUUAG